CCAUACUUCAAAACUCGAACAACGAAAACGACGACAGCAGUACAGAGAGACAUCAGAAAAGAAGUUCCAUCACCAGAAGUGCAUCUAAUUUUUUUGUGGGGAUUUCUGUGUUUGAUAAUCGUGCCUAAGUUGUUCCAAAUCAGUUCCUAGACUCGACAAUCCGUUGGUGAAACGAGAAAUGUAAAAAGUGGAUCGGAUAUUCCGCGUUCGGGACGUGUUUUUUUUUUGUGUGGCACACAAAUAUGAAGACGGGAUCCUCUCGAUGGAUUCUUGGUACCGUCUAGAAGUGGCUGGCUUCUCAGAUACGAAGACCAGAGUGUGACGUAUGUGACUUCGUAAUGUCCAAAUCGGAAGAAAUUCAAUGACUUAGGCUUAGGGGAUUAGUGAGUAGUGCUGCUGUCCGUUUACAUAUUUGCCACAUCAAUCAAAGUGUUUCGCACUAAGUUUUGUACGAUAUAAUGCCAUUUAGUGCCCUGUGGAUAAGAAGAUCCACGAAGAUAUCAUUGGAAGAAAAGUCGCGCCUCUAGACGUAGACGUAAGGUAUUCCUGCGGUCAGUGGAUCAUUAGGGUAGAUCAACUUCAUUCAACAAAGCUUUUUACCAGUCAGUCAGUCAGUGAGUCAAAACAUACAACGAUCCGUCUUUCGUGGCCAGUAGAAGAGAGAAGGAAGCAAAAUAGUGUACCUACCUACAAAGGCCGAAACUGUGUUGAAGAAAAUUAUCUAACUGCUAUAAGGAGGUGUAUACGCCAACCACACAACAAAACGAUACACGGGCAGCUCAGUGCUCAGUGCGGCGCAUACAUAAUAAGAAGAGCGUCGAUUCGUAAGAGCUGACCGAUACCGAUCCCCUGCAAGCAACAAGUGGCGGCGCCCCGAUGAAUACGACGCUGGACGACAGUGGCAGUACGGAAUGGUCCACUCUGCACUGCAGCAAAGAUGCACUGACCGACUUUUUCGGUUGGUUCCUGCAGGGCAUCCUGGCCACGCUGGCCUUCACGUGUCUAAUCGGUAAACGAUUCUGCGAACCACUUUACAACAGACGAUCAUGGGAAACGUGGUGGUACGAUACAUCGAAGCAAGGUAUCGGCGCCAUGGUGAUCCACAUGACCAACGUCUACCUGGCCCCGCUAUUCCAGGGGGAUCCCUGUACCUGGUAUAUAAUUAACUUUCUACUGGAUUCCACUAUCGGCCUAUUCAUAAUUUAUAUCGGCAUUAAAACCUGUCAGUAUUUGGCGCGGAAGAAAAAAUGGGAUGCGAUCAACUUUGGCGAGUAUGGGGCUCCCAAAUCGUGGCUUUACCAGACCUGGAUCUACGUUGGACUGAUGGCGAUCGUUAAGCUAAUAACGACUCUAUUCAUUCAGCUCGACAUCUGGGACAACGUGAAAAACUUUGUCCUGUCACCCUUCAAGGAUCCUCGCAUCGAACUGGCCGUGGUGAUGUUGGUGAUUCCUUUCUUCGUUAAUAUUCUCAUCUUUUGGGUAACCGAUAAUUUCCUAAUGAGGCACACACGAAAAAAGCGCAAUACAGGUACUGCACAUCACCACGGAAGGGAACAUAGCCUGUUGCAAAAAGUAAAAUACAAAAUGAUACAAAAAACCAAACCUAAUGACUCAGAAUCUGAUACUCUUUUAUCAGGCGAUGAAGAAAUUUUAAGUUUUAAGGCGUCCAACAGCGCCACGACAUCGUCGUCGCUUCUGCAGGGGUCCGCAAGCUGUUCCUCGACGGCGCUGGUCGUGGACGAUACGGCAAUCAUUCUCACCUCUUCGGCGACAUCACCUAGCAGUAAGCAAACAACUGUCCAGCAGCGAACGAGUGUGAUCAAUAUUUAACGAAGGUUUUGUUUAGUUUUGCUUAUUUGCAACAAUUUUUACCUAUAUCGUAUCUGUAUAAGUCAUGUAUAGUCUGAACAACGCAUCAUCCCCCAGCCGGGACGACACGAACCACUUUUUCAUUGUUGAAACAGAGGGAAAUCCAAGGCAAUAGAUUAGCUAUGAUUUUUUUUUCUUGUUGAAACUGAGAGUAAAAACAUGUGAUAUUUGUGUGUCUAUAUCUACAUAUAUACAUAUUUACAUACAUAUUCAAGGCUACGUAAACCAUUCAGGAAGCUUAGAAAUUGGAAUUGACGGAUAUCAAAAUAUCCCUCUCCAUACCACAAUGUUGUUGAACUUAAUUACAUUCAAGAAGGUAUUGAAGGAGCAACGAUAGGCAAACAGUGAUUGGAUAUUAGCGCAAGAGAUUGGUAACUGAUGUGAAACUGAGCCCACUUACUUAGGCAAGUCGAGCAGAUGAUUAGAAUUGAGAAACUGUAGACGAAACACGGAUAUUGUAUUUUGUAGGGCAAUGAUAGGCUAAGUCAAUCAACAAUAAACUAUUGAGUAACCAGCGAAAAAGUCGAACUAGGAAGGAUUGGUUUUAUUUUUUUUAUAUAUACACAAACAGACAUCAAAAGAUUAUAUCAACGGCAGGAGAAAAAUUGAAAGAAUAAAAAUUACCAUUUGAAUAA
Messenger RNA from Aedes aegypti (yellow fever mosquito), 2504 nucleotides. RefSeq names its product store-operated calcium entry regulator STIMATE. NCBI's taxonomy places the organism in Eukaryota, Metazoa, Arthropoda, Insecta, Diptera, Culicidae. The record is from RefSeq and is a predicted model, not a curated record. Bases 877 to 1830 code for a protein of 317 amino acids. Gene Ontology annotation, cellular component: membrane. The transcript is spliced from 7 exons.